This is a messenger RNA of Rotaria sp. Silwood1, 1116 nucleotides long. The record is from the annotation of a GenBank genome assembly. NCBI's taxonomy places the organism in Eukaryota, Metazoa, Rotifera, Eurotatoria, Philodinida, Philodinidae.
AUGUCAUAUUUUGAUAAUUAUGAAGGUCGUAUACAAGCUGAAACAAUGGAAAUUACAGUUGCACUUAUUUGUCAACAUUCAUCAAAUAAUUCAAAUUAUAAACGUAUUAAAGAACAAGUUGAACAUUUAAUACAUCGUCAUGAAAUAUUAUUUACUGGUAUGCAUCGUAAACUUGAUUCAUUAUCAAUAAAAAUUAACAAAAAUGAAAAAAAUCGUCAAGAUAUAAUUGAUGAUUUACUUUGUCAUGAUUUAACAAUAAUAUUUAAUCAUUUAAUACAAAAUAAUAAUAUUAGUUGGGGAAAAAUUAUAACUAUAUUAGCAUUUAGUACAUUUAUUGCUAGAAAACAUAAUGAUAUAUCAGAUCGUAUUGCAUAUGUUACUGGACAAUAUAUUGUUAAAGAAUUAACAAGUUGGAUUAAAGAUCAUGGUGGAUGGGAUAGUAUGGCUUUUAUGGAUUCAACUUAUGAUAUUGAUUAUUUAAACAAAAUGUUUUUUUUUUCUUUUACUUGCAUUGCUAUUAAUAUUAUUAAUAUGUCGGAUAAAUUAGCAUUUCAAUUUAAAAUGCAAACAAAAAUGCUUGAAAGACAAGCUAUUUCACAUGAUAAACAAGAAAAAAUUGAACGUGAUAAAGUUAAAAAAGCAUUAAUGAAAGGAAAUAUUGAAGCAGCAAAAAUUCAUGCAGAAAAUGCUAUACGACAUCAUAGUGAAUCAUUAAAUUGUAAACGAAUGGCAGCUCGUGUUGAUGGUGUACAAGCACGUGUAGCUAAUUCAGCUGCACAACGACAAAUGGCAGCAAGUCUUAAACAAACAGUUUCAUUAAUGUCAAAAGUUACCGCAAAUAUGCCAUUAACUGAAACAUCAAAAUUAAUGGAUAGUUUAGAAAGAAAUUUUGAAGAUCUUGAAGUUAAAACAAAAGUUAUGGAUGAUGCUAUGCAAAAUGCAACAUCAGUACAACAACCAGUUGAUCAAGUUGCUAAACUUAUGCAAGAAAUGGCUGAUGAAGCAGGUAUUGAAGUUAAUAUUAAUAUUCCAAGUGCACCAUCAACAGUUGCAACUGGUGUUAAGACUGAACAAGACGAACUUACUCAACGAUUAGCAAAAUUGCGUGAAUCAUAA